Molecule: messenger RNA, 1405 nt
Organism: Ictalurus punctatus (channel catfish)
Lineage: Eukaryota; Metazoa; Chordata; Actinopteri; Siluriformes; Ictaluridae
Gene: tnfaip8l3
Product: tumor necrosis factor, alpha-induced protein 8-like 3
Exons: 3
Coding region: 578-1078 (166 amino acids)
Biological process (GO): regulation of apoptotic process
Cellular component (GO): cytoplasm
Source: RefSeq, a predicted model, not a curated record
UGAGAGAGUCGGCAAAGACGAGAGAAAGAGCAGCAGUGAAAGAGGCCGACUGACAGACUGAGAGAAAAGAGAGAGAGAGCGAGAAAGAGAGAGAGAGAGAGAGAGAGAGAGAGAGUAAGUGAGUCACCAAAUAGCUUGCGCUCUCAGUGUCGGUUUUAUUCCAACCACGGACAGCUGCUGUGAUCAAGCCAGAGAGGAAAGAGAAAGUGUGUGUGAGAGAGAGUUUUUAUAGAAAGAGAAGAGAAGGGAGAAAGUGAGAGAGAGAGAGAGAGAGAGAGAGAGAUGGAUUCGGAUUCGGGUGAGCUGAGUGAAGGAGAGCUUUCUCCAGGUAAUGCAGAAUCUACAUAAACAUCUGUAUACCACUGUAUAAGCCCCUGUAUUCAGAGUGCAGUGAGGAGGUCAUGCUGAAACACACAUCGCUGUUCAGACCUCAGGCGGAACUACAUACACACUGCAGUGCUGUUCAGACGCUGGGUGAUAACGCACACAGGGGGCGGAGUUUGAGUAAAAAAGAGGGCCCGAGAUCUUCAACUCAAAGAACCUGGCCCUGCAGGCGCAGAAGAAGAUCCUAAGCAAGAUGGCGACGAUGGCGGUGGCCAACCUGCUGACAGACGACACGAGCAGCUCCAUCCUCGACGAGCUGUACAAGGCAAGCCGAGAGUUCACCAAGAGCAAGAAGGAGGCACACCGCAUCAUCCGUGACGUCAUCAAGAUCGCGCUGAAACUCGGCGUGCUCUACCGCAACCGGCGCUUUAGCACCGACGAGCUCGAAUCGGUCGAGCGUUUCCGCAAGAAGCUGAACCAGGCGGCCAUGACGGCCGUGAGCUUCCACGAGGUGGAGUUCACCUUCGACCGUGGCAUCCUGUCUCAGCUGCUCCUCGAGUGCAGGGAUCUACUCCACGAGAUUGUAGAGAACCACCUGACAUCUCGCUCGCAUGCGCGCAUCGACUGCGUCUUCAACCACUUCUCCGACGUCCACUUCCUGGCCGAGCUCUACGGCUCCGGAGACGAGUACAGACUCUACCUGAGCAAAAUCUGUGAUGGGAUAAACAAACUUCUGGACGAAGGGAUACUUUAGUGACGUCUCACCUUUCCCCUUGUUUACUCUCGCUAUUCUGCUCCUUUUUCUACCAGACUGCCAAUCAAUCUCCUCCAUGUGUUUCUGUUCUUUCAUGCUGUUCUCUUCAACUAUUUCACCAACUCCGUUUCUUUGUACUGACUCCACCCAUGUACAUUUCAGAUCGUGUAAUGGUUAUGAUUCAGAGAGGUAACAGAUGCUGUUCUAUUGGCCAAAAUCAACCACAUGGUCACCAACAGUGCUAGAUAUACAGUAUAUGAUGGGACCACAGGUACCAAAGCCAUGUGGAUUGUGUUAGCUUGCUAUUCACGGAGCUAGAACACACUU